AUAGGAACUCAAACAAAACUACAUAUUUGUAUGUUUUCUUAGCUUUUCAUUUGUUUUCAUUCUUUUUCUUUUGCAUCACAUAUUGAUCGAAACUUCUCACAUUCUGGGCUUAAAAAAAACCAAGAGAAAACAAAGAAUAUGGACUCGUCAACAUUCACAUCUCUUUCAAGAGGGUCAUUUUCAUCGAGUGUAGAAGACUCCUCAGAAUCUGAGGUAAAUUUAACACUCAGCGAUAGGAUUAAGGUGUUCAAGACCUCUAACUUCGACCCUGAUGCCUAUGUCACCUCCAAAUGCCGGACCAUGAAUGAAAAGGAGAUAAGGCACUUGUGCUCUUACCUUGUUGAACUGAAGAAGGCAUCUGCUGAGGAAAUGCGUAAAAGUGUCUAUGCUAAUUAUGGUGCCUUCAUCCGCACAUCAAGAGAGAUUUCAGAUCUUGAAGGUCAGCUCCUCUCAAUGAGGAAUCUCCUAUCUACUCAGGCUGCUCUAGUUCAUGGUUUAUCUGAAGGAGUUCACAUUGAUUCCUUGUCCACUGGUCCUGAAGAUUCAGCUGGAGAGGAUGUAUUGUACGAAAACAAGGAACUUUCCAACAUAGAAAAUUGGUUAGUUGAAUUUUUAGACACCCUUGAAGUUCUAUUGUCUGAGAGAAGAGUGGAUGAAGCUUUGGCUGCCUUGGAUGAAGGAGAAAGUAUGGCCAAAGAAGCCAAAGAGAGGCAAACAUUGAGCCAGACCAUUCUCUUAUCGCUGGAGACUACCAUCACCGAACAGAGACAGAAACUAGCUGAUCAGCUUGCAGAGACUACCUGUCAACCUUCUACUCGUGGUGUUGAGCUUCGUUCAGCUGUUCUAGCUCUGAAAAAACUUGGGGAUGGUCCUCGUGCCCAUACAUUGCUACUCAAUUCUCAUAAGCAGAAGUUGCAGGGUAAUAUGCAGAGUCUUCGCCCAUCAAAUGCUUCAUAUGGAGCAGCAUAUACAGCUUCACUCUCCCAGAUUGUUUUUUCCACCAUUGCACAAGCUGCAAGUGACUCAUUGGCAGUUUUUGGUGAGGAGCCUGCAUAUACUUCUGAGCUUGUAACUUGGGCAGUCAAACAAACUGAGGCUUUUGCUCUUAUCCUUAAGAGGCAUGUUCUAGCUUCCUCAGCAGCAGUUGGGGGCUUAAGAGUUGCAGCCGAGUGUGUUCAUAUAUGCUUGGCUCACAGCUCUUUGUUAGAAGCUCGUGGAUUAUCACUUUCUCCUGUCCUUUUGAGACUCUUUAGGCCGCUCAUUGAACAGGCAAUAAAUGACAACUUAAAAAGAAUUGAACAGAGCUGUGCAGCACUAGCUGCAGCAGAUGAUUGGGUACUUACUUGUCUGCCAGCUGGUACACGUCUGGCUUCAAGUACAUCUCUUAGUAGUGUGAACCUAUCCCAGCCUAAGCUUUCAUCCAGUGCUCACAGAUUCAAUUCAAUGGUUCAGGAAUUUCUUGAAGAUGUGUGCCUCCUUGAAAGCCUGCAGUUGGAUGUUUCCACAUUGGAAGGUGUUUUACAAGUGUUCAACUCCUAUGUAAACUUGUUGAUAAAUGCAUUACCAAGUUCAAUGGACAAUGAGGAGGACACAGAAGUUUAUGCGAACAAAAUUGUUAGGAUGGCAGAGACUGAAGCCCAACAGAUAGCUUUGCUAGCUAAUGCAUCACUGUUAGCAGAUGAGCUGCUCCCACGUGCUGCCAUGAAGCUCUUGCCCUUGCAGCAGACGAACAGAAUGGAUGAGCCCCCUAGAAGAGGUUCAGACAGGCAAAGCCGUCUUCCUGAGCAAAGGGAAUGGAAGAGACGACUUCAACGUUCAGUCGACCGCCUGAGAGAUAGCUUCUGCCGACAUCAUGCUCUUGAGCUAAUCUUCUUAGAUGAUGGUGACACUAGUAUCAAUGCUCAAAUGUACACAUAUAUGGAUGAUAAUACAGAUGAGCCUGAAUGGUUUCCAUCUCCAAUUUUUCAGGUACUCUUUGCAAAAUUGACAAGGAUGGCAAGCAUUGCAACAGAUAUGUUUGUAGGUAGGGAAAGGUUUGCAACUGUUCUAUUGAUGAGACUCACAGAGACUGUAAUCCUGUGGCUUUCUGAAGAUCAAAGCUUUUGGGAAGACAUAGAGGAGGGGCCAAAGCCUUUAGGUCCUCUUGGCCUUCAACAGUUAUAUUUGGAUAUGGAGUUUGUGAUACUUUUUUCAUCCCAAGGCCGUUACUUAUCCCGGAAUCUGCAUCAAGUUAUCAAGAAUAUUAUAGGUAGAGCUAUAGACUCAGUUGCUGCCACUGGAAUGGAUCCUUACAGCGUGUUGCCAGAGGAUGAUUGGUUUGCUGAAGUUGCUCAAAUAGCAAUAAAAGUGUUGACUGGGAAAGCCAACUUUGGUAAUGUAGAUAGAGAUGUGACCAGCCCCACGGCAUCUAUAUCAGCAACAUCAGUUUUUUCUCAUGGGAGCAACUAGAGAUCUGCCAAUUCAUAAGGGUAUUAUGCCUACUGCCGGAACGAGAACCUGGCCUCUCUUAUUUUCUAUCCAAUGAUUGAUUAAUCAGCAGCCUUGAAUCUUUGAUUAAUCAGCUGCCAAGAGCCUUGUAGCUCAACAGGCACCUCCUAGUGUUUCUAACGGAGGCAUUCAAAAUUCAAA
Quercus lobata is the source of this 2628-nucleotide messenger RNA. Its product is annotated as Vps51/Vps67 family (components of vesicular transport) protein. NCBI's taxonomy places the organism in Eukaryota, Viridiplantae, Streptophyta, Magnoliopsida, Fagales, Fagaceae. The record is from RefSeq and is a predicted model, not a curated record. Bases 139 to 2448 code for a protein of 769 amino acids. Gene Ontology annotation, cellular component: exocyst. Gene Ontology annotation, biological process: intracellular protein localization; exocytosis; Golgi to plasma membrane transport. The transcript has 7 exons.